UUUCCGAAAGUUGCUCCGUUGAUAACAGCAUAGGCUUUACUGUUGCUUAGUGUACAAAUACAUAUCCAUAUAUACAUAAAGUGCUCCAAUAACAGUAGUAGUUCACCUGCAGUUUGACAUGAGUACAGCUAUGUGUAUCACUAUUUUACUUUAAAAACUGUUUGCAAUAGUAAUAAUAAACUAAUAAGUUAUUAGUUUUACUUAAUAAUAUAAGAGUGUUUAUAAAAAAAUAAUUCUAACAUAAUUAUAUUGACAGUGAUAAUGCUAUAGUGGCAUAAAAAUGGCGACAUGAAAUGGCAGGACGACGGUCAUCGGCUUUAUCUAAUAUAGAAUCCCUGCAAUCCUAUGGAACUCAGGGCUCGUCUGAUCAUUCAUUACGAGAACUUUUUGAAGCAUGUAAAAAUGGUGAUUUACCACGUAUUAAAAAAUUAGUUACUUCUCAGACAGUCAAUGCACGAGAUACAGCUGGUCGUAAAUCUACUCCUCUGCAUUUCGCAGCUGGAUAUGGACGAAAAGAAGUAGUAGAGUUUCUUUUAUCUGCUGGAGCAUCAAUCCAAGCAAGAGACGAUGGUGGAUUACAUCCACUACAUAAUGCUUGCUCUUUUGGACAUUGUGAUGUAGUAAGAUUGCUGUUAGAAGCUGGAGCAAAUCCAAAUACACGUGAUAAUUGGAAUUACACUCCUUUACAUGAAGCUGCCAUAAAGGGAAAAAUAGAUGUAUGCAUUUCUUUACUACAACAUGGUGCGGAUCCAAAUAUUCGCAAUACUGAAGGAAAGACAGCAUUAGAUUUAGCUGAUGCAGCGACUAAACCUGUUCUAACAGGUGAAUACAGAAAAGAUGAGCUCCUAGAAGCUGCAAGAUCUGGAAAUGAAGAAAAACUAUUACAAUUACUCAAUCCUAUAAAUGUAAACUGUCAUGCAAGUGAUGGUCGAAGAUCUACACCGUUACAUUUAGCCGCUGGAUACAAUCGUGCGAGAAUUGUCCAGCUACUUUUACAAAACGGUGCUGAUGUUCAUGCUAAAGAUAAAGGGGGAUUAGUGCCGCUUCAUAAUGCAUGUUCUUAUGGUCAUUUUGAAGUAACAGAAGCAUUAUUAAAACAUGGUGCAGCUGUGAAUGCUAGUGAUUUAUGGGCAUUUACUCCACUACAUGAAGCUGCUAGUAAAUCAAGAGCAGAAGUGUGUUCUUUACUUUUAAGUGAAGGAGCUGAUCCAACACAGUUAAAUUGUCACGGUAAAAGUGCCAUCGAUGUUGCACCAACUUUAGAAUUACAAGAACGAUUAGCUUAUGAAUAUCGCGGACACUGUCUUUUAGAAGCAUGUAGACAAGCGGAUUUAACCAAAUUCAAAAAAUAUUUAUCUUUUUCAUCAUGUUCAUCAUCGAAUACCUCAAAUUCAUCUGCAUCGUCAACGCUCACAUCGACAUCGUCUUCAACGUCAACAUUAGAAUUGAUUAAUUUUAAACACCCAUUUACCGGUGACACACCUUUACAUUAUGCUGUUGCUUCACCAUAUCCUAAGAGAAAACAAAUAAUAGAAGCAUUAAUACGAAAAAACGCACUAUUGAAUGAAAAAAACAAAGACUUUCUAACACCUCUUCAUGUUGCUACGGACCAUUCUCAUUACGAUGCUAUGGAUAUAUUAUUAAGGCACAGUGCUAGAGUUAAUUCACUCGAUGGGCUUGGACAAACAGCUCUUCAUCGAUGUGCUCGUGAAGAUAACGUUCAGGCAGCUAAAAUUCUUCUUUCAUACAAUAUUGAUCCUUCAAUUGUAUCGUUACAAGGCUAUUUAGCGUCCCAAAUAGCCGGAGAAAAUGUAGCUAAAUUAUUUCUCAAUCCUCCAUUAUCAUCGUCGAUUGCUAUUUCUAAUUGUUGCACUAGUUGUACCACCAUUACUACCACUACUACAACGACCACUACUUCUAUACCUAAUGUUACGACAGCAGUCACCAAUAGUCUAACUUAUUGUAAUAGUGGUACUAGUGCGAAUGUCAAUAAUGGAACAAAUAAUGGAGUCUGUAUACAAAACGACACAAUUAGUAUUGGAAAUACUCCAUCGACUGCUGUAGUUGAAGUACAACUUUUAGAAGCGAGCAAAUCAGGUGAUUUACAAGCUGUAGAAAAAAUACUUUUAUCGAAUCCACAUACUGUUAAUUGUCGUGAUUUAGAUGGCAGACAUUCAACACCGCUACAUUUUGCUGCAGGAUAUAACCGUGUACCAGUUGUGGAAUAUCUUUUGGCUCACGGGGCUGAUGUUCAUGCUAAAGAUAAAGGUGGACUAGUACCUCUUCAUAAUGCAUGCUCUUAUGGUCAUUAUGAAGUGACAGAACUUUUAGUAAAACAUGGAGCAUCAGUCAACGUUGCUGAUUUAUGGAAAUUUACACCUCUACAUGAGGCAGCUGCUAAAGGAAAAUGUGAAAUAGUACGACUUUUAUUACGGCAUGGAGCUGAUGCGACGAAAAAAAAUCGUGAUGGAGCUACACCUUUAGAUCUAGUCCGUGACGGUGAUCAAGAUGUUGCAGAUUUACUGAGAGGUAACAGUGCAUUGCUUGAUGCUGCGAAGAAAGGUAAUUUGGCACGAGUACAAAGACUCGUAACGCAAGACAACAUAAAUUGUCGAGAUGCUCAAGGUCGUAAUAGUACACCAUUACAUCUAGCAGCGGGAUAUAAUAAUCUUGAAGUCGCUGAGUUUUUAUUAGAACGUGGUGCUGAUGUUAACGCUCAAGAUAAGGGUGGUUUAAUACCACUUCACAAUGCAUCAAGCUAUGGUCAUCUAGAUAUUGCCGCUCUUCUUAUUAAAUAUAAUACUGUCAUAAACGCAACUGACAAAUGGGGAUUUACUCCAUUACAUGAAGCUGCACAAAAAGGUCGUACACAACUUUGUGCUCUUUUAUUAGCUCACGGAGCAGAUCCUUUUCUUAAAAACCAAGAAGGACAGAGUCCUGUGGAUCUUGCAAGCGCUGAUGAUGUAAGAUGCUUAUUACAAGAUGCCAUGACAUCGCAACAAGUUAUUCCAUCAAUUCCUCCUUUAUUACUUGCAUCAUUAUCACCAUCACGUGUAUCACCAUCAAUAAUUAAUAAUUGCGAUAAUCAAGUGGUUAAUGGCGGUACUAAUUUAAUUAUUAUUGGAAAUUCAGUUAAUAAUAAUAAUACUAGUAAUAGUUCGACAAUUACAUCAUCAUCAACGACCAGCACAACUUUAUUAGCAACAACAUCAAUUUCUACAGCAGUAAAAACGACAUUAUCUUCGUCUUUACAAUCACCAUCAGCAUCAUUAAUACCAUCAACAACAAUAUCGACAUUAUCGUCAUCGAUAUCUUCACCAUUUUCGUCUACCUCAUCAUCUAAUUUCAUACAAGAGACUGUUAUUAUGCCGUCUGGAGCUGCGAUGACACUUUGUGUACCAGUAAUUGGACCUGGUACCGGUAUAAGACAAUCAGUGAACAAUUGUAACAGCAAUUCUUCAACUGUAACAUGUUUAAAUACUGUCCCAUCAUCGUUACAAUCAUCAUCCCUGUCAACAUUAUCUAUUUUAGAUAAUUCUUCGAUAACAACAGAGAAUACGUGCAAUAAUCAUCAAAUAAUGGUUAAUAGAGAUAAAAAUAAUAGUAAUUGUGACGAGAAAAACUGUAGUGAUAGUACAGUGGGUAUGAUUACUAAUAUAGCUAGUUUUCUUCAAAGUCUUGGACUCGAACAUUUAUUAGAACUUUUUGAAAAAGAACAAAUAACUUUAGAUAUCUUAGCAGAAAUGGGUCAUGAAGAUUUAAAACAAGUUGGAAUUACUGCUUACGGGUAUCGACAUAAGCUUAUUAAAGGAAUGGAAAAAUUAUUAAAUUCAUCGACGGGAUCUUCUUUUUGGCAACAACCGUCUCUCAAUAGUAGUAAUCCGGGUACACUUCUUGUUGACCUUCUGGCGGACGAUAAAGAAUUUUUGGCAGUAGAACAAGAAAUGCAAAGUACAAUUCGAGAACAUAGAGACAAUGGCCACUCAGGUGGUAUAUUUUCGCGGUAUAAUAUUAUUAGAAUUCAAAAAGUGCAAAAUCGAAAAUUAUGGGAACGCUAUGCUCAUAGAAGACAAGAAGUAGCUGAAGAAGUGAGUGCUGCAGCGGCUGCAGCUGCAGCAUCAUCAACAGGACCAUUGUCACCUUCAUUAGCUUCUACUACCUCUAGUACCACUAAUUGUAUAGGAAAAACAUCAUCUAGAAAUAAUCAACAACAACAACAACAACCUGUACCUACCAUGCCGCAAGCGAAUGAACGAAUGUUGUUCCAUGGAAGUUCAUUUAUCAAUGCAAUUGUUCAAAAGGGAUUCGAUGAAAGACAUGCUUAUAUUGGAGGCAUGUUUGGUGCUGGGAUCUAUUUUGCUGAACAUAGUAGUAAAAGUAAUCAAUAUGUUUAUGGAAUUUGUGGAGGUACAGGAUGUCCCGCUCAUAAAGAUCGAAGUUGUUAUAUUUGUCAUAGGCAUUUAUUACUGUGUCGUGUAACUCUUGGUAAAUCAUUCCUACAAUUUUCGGCAAUGAAGAUGGCUCAUGCACCGCCAGGACAUCAUAGUGUAAUGGGUCGACCAUCGCAAGGGGGUUUAGCAUUUCCGGAAUACGUUGUGUAUCGUGGUGAACAGGCCUAUCCCGAAUAUCUCAUAACAUACCAGAUUGUACGACCGCAGCAACAACAACAACAACAUCAACGAGAUUCUGUUUUAACAAGUCUUAAUAUUUCAACUAAUGAAAGUACCGAAGAACGCAGUAAUGUCAGUCUGAGACGGUUUAAAUGUGUUCCUUAGCGGUGAUGUCGGCAGAAUUAUUAGUUGGACGUAGUCCACCAGCAACAUACAGUGGGCAUCAUUUCUUUUGUGCCAAUUCUCUAUUAGCGACAGCAGCAUCUCAAUCACCAACGAUAAUAGGAAGUUCUUUAACAUCAACCACCACUACG
This is a messenger RNA of Chelonus insularis, 4924 nucleotides long. RefSeq names its product tankyrase (gene Tnks). The record is from RefSeq and is a predicted model, not a curated record. Gene Ontology annotation, cellular component: ciliary inversin compartment. Gene Ontology annotation, molecular function: protein binding; NAD+ poly-ADP-ribosyltransferase activity. The transcript has 6 exons. The coding region runs from base 294 to 4775 and encodes 1493 amino acids. NCBI's taxonomy places the organism in Eukaryota, Metazoa, Arthropoda, Insecta, Hymenoptera, Braconidae. Gene Ontology annotation, biological process: protein localization to ciliary inversin compartment.